AUGGCCUUUACCCAACUACGAUCGUCACUCUCCUCCACGCUCGGGCAGUGGCUGCUCCUGGCAGCACUGGGUGUAGGCUCCGGCCUCGGCUCUGUGGGCGCCUACAGCUCGGGCGACCUGCUAGCCUGGUUGCAGCAGAGCAAUUUUGGCUAUCAAGUCCUUCGUCAAGCCAUCAGCGAGAACAGCACAAGCGGCUCCGAGGCAGCCUGCCUGGAGGAAGUGCGUCUCCUGCUUUUGGCGGCAGAGGCCAAAGCCCUUCCUGCUCUGCGUGUCCUGGACUCUUGGGGAAAGUUUCCGCACGGCCUGCUGUAUGGCCACUUUAUGGACAUGGGCAACUAUGAGUCCUGCCUGAGCAAGGGCCCAAUCGGCAGCGGAAUCACCAAGUACUGCCUGACGAGCAUUCAGUUCGAGAGUCUGCUGCUGGAGUCGGUGGGUGGGUCGGAUACCCUAACAUUGGGUAUUGGCACCUGUAUUCCAGCCGCCUGCAGCGCUUCCCAGCUCAACAGCUGGAUCAACGACUACCUCCAGAAGAUGUUCGGCCAAAAUCCGGACUUGUAUACGGGAAUCACACUGGUUCACGAACAAAACUGCGCUGUAGCUGAGGGCGAGCGCAUGACCGGACUGGACUGGUUCGCUGUUGCUGUUCUUGUCCUCUUGACGGCUCUGGUUUUCCUAGCCACCCUCCUAGACCGUGCUAAAGCUUCCAACAAACUGCUGAGCUCCUUCUCGCUGCGACAGAACCUACCCCAGCUGUGGAAGAUCUCAAGCACGGUAUCGCAGCAUGUGAUACCAUGCCUUCACGGCAUUCGCUGCCUGACGAUAAUCUGGAUUAUACUCGGCCAUGGAUACAUGUUCCUGCUGCUGGCGCCCAAUGUGAACGCGUACGAAAUCAUUGCCUGGGCCCAGACUCCCUACUCCAUGGUGCUGCAGAGCGGUACCAUCUCGGUGGACACGUUCUUUCUGCUCAGCGGCCUGCUGCUGGUGAUGAGCACCUUACGAGAGCUGGAGAGAACAUCAGGACGGCUUCAUGUUCCGCUUAUGUACCUCCACCGUGUGGUGCGUCUGACCCCCGUCCUGGCUUUGGCAGUCCUCUUCUUCAUGACGCUCUUUCCACGCCUGGAUAGCGGACCACUCUGGAAACAGUUCACAGCCUCCUCGCAGCUCUGCAGUGACACCUGGUGGGCCACUUUGCUCUACGUGCAGAACUACGCCGCUCCUGGACGGAUGUGCCUAGGCCACUCCUGGUAUUUAGCCGUCGACAUGCAGCUAUACGUCAUUUCGCCCCUCCUCCUGAUCGCGCUCUACAAGUGGGGUAGAAAGGCUGCCGGCGCUAUCAUUCUGCUCAUCCUUCUGCUUUUCGCCUGCCUCUUCAGCAUUAUCAUGCUGAACGAGCUGCAGGUCUUUAGCCGCAACGGCAACCUGGGGGAGGACAGUCCGCAGAUGCGACUUAUUUACUAUACGACACAUGCCCGGGCCAUGCCCUGGCUGAUCGGUCUGCUCUUCGGCUACUAUCUGCACAGCCAGGGCGGUCGCCGGCAUCGCCUCUCCAAGUGGCUGGCAUUGGUGUUAUGGAUACUUGCUCUCAGUCUGCUUGCGACUGUGAUCUUUGCCGUCUAUCCGUACACGCAGUCCGGUGCGAACGAGAUCUCACCGCUGGCUGGCGCCUUCUAUCUGUGCUGCGGCCGCAUCGCGUGGCCCCUGAGUCUGUGCUGGCUUAUAUGGGCGUGCCAGAAUGGGGUGGCGCCCGUCGUUAACAGCCUGCUCAGCUGGUCCUUCUGGCAGCCCCUUUCCAGGCUAUCCUACUGCCUGUACAUCUGGCACCUGAUGGUGGAGACGGUCAACGUGGCACGCAGCAAGACAAGUCUGCAUUUUUCCAACUACGACGCAAUCCUUCGUUUCUGGUCGGACUUUGGUAUAACGUUGUGCGUCUCCACAUUGAUGUAUCUGUUCGUUGAGGCGCCGGUGGCUCGACUCGAGACCCAAUUGCUGAGGAAGCGUCCAAGGCAGGAGACGAGGUCCCCGAACACCGGUAUUGAUGCAUCCCCCUCGCCAGAUACUGCACCACCGACAAGUAUUUCACGGCAGAACCUAGUCGUUCCUUGAGAGAGCUAUCCUAUUGUCUAAUUUUACGACUCG
Molecule: messenger RNA, 2136 nt
Organism: Drosophila persimilis
Lineage: Eukaryota; Metazoa; Arthropoda; Insecta; Diptera; Drosophilidae
Product: nose resistant to fluoxetine protein 6
Exons: 8
Coding region: 1-2103 (700 amino acids)
Molecular function (GO): acyltransferase activity, transferring groups other than amino-acyl groups
Source: RefSeq, a predicted model, not a curated record